Molecule: messenger RNA, 1825 nt
Organism: Sander lucioperca (pikeperch)
Lineage: Eukaryota; Metazoa; Chordata; Actinopteri; Perciformes; Percidae
Product: C3a anaphylatoxin chemotactic receptor-like
Exons: 1
Coding region: 9-1037 (342 amino acids)
Biological process (GO): inflammatory response; positive regulation of cytosolic calcium ion concentration; phospholipase C-activating G protein-coupled receptor signaling pathway
Cellular component (GO): plasma membrane
Molecular function (GO): complement receptor activity; G protein-coupled receptor activity
Source: RefSeq, a predicted model, not a curated record
AAGUGCGGAUGGCCUCCCUGGUAAUCUACUGUGUGAUCCUCAUUGUGGGGACUCUGGGCAACGGCCUGGUUAUCUACGUGACAGGCUGCAGGAUGAAGAGAACAGUCAACUCAGUUUGGUUUCUCAACUUGGCCGUGGCUGACUUCCUCUUUACGGCCUUCCUGAUUUUAACAAUCAUUUCCAUCUCUCAGGAUCAUCAAUGGCAAUUUGGAGAAUUCAUGUGCAAGCUCAACAGCUUUGUGAUCAUAGUCAACAUGUUUGCCAGCAUCUUUCUUCUGACAGCCAUAAGUCUGGAUCGUUGCCUGUCAAUCUGGGUGGUGGUGUGGGCACAAAACAAGCGCACCGUUUGCAAAGCCCAGCUCAUAUGCAUUUGCAUCUGGAUGACUGCUAUGGUCUGCAGCACCCCUUAUGCCAUUUUUCGCAAGCUUGGUGUUAGAGAUGGGAAGAGUUAUUGUGGUUAUUCUGAUUCCAUAACACCUGAACAAAUGUGGAUUCUUGGCAUUUUUCGCUUUGUUGUGGGCUUCCUCAUCCCAUUCCUGGUAAUAAUUGUCUGUUAUGUGGCCAUAGCUGUUCGUGCAGGGCGCCUGCAUAGGGUCAGGAAACAGAGAUCUCGCCGAAUUAUUUUUUCUAUUGUUCUUGCAUUCUUCAUCUGCUGGUUGCCCUACCAUAUUUUACAUUUUAUAGAGUUAAAGGCCUCUAAUAACCCAGAUCUUAAGAAUACUGUCAUGAUUGUAGGUCCACUGGCUUUGAGUCUGGCUUUUAUGAACAGUUGCCUGAACCCCAUUCUCUAUGUAUUCUUGUGUGAUGAAUUCCAGAAGAAGCUCAGGCAGUCCAUAUGCUUUGUCCUAGAGAGUGCCCUGGCAGAGGACCACUUGUCCUUUAUGUCCUCUCGUUCCUUGUCGUCACACUUUUCUCGGAUUUCCCGGAAGUCAGACUCUACUGCACCUUUAGAGAGGAAAGGCACAGAAACUUCCUUAAACUUCACAGAAUGCAAAGUGGUCAUCACUGGCGAGAGAGAGACUGUGAGCACUGAAUAAAGGCCUCCACAGACACUUCCUGAAACUUCACAGAAAGCAAAGUGGUUAUCACUGACGAGAGAGUGAGACAUUGAGCACUGAUUAAGACCCCAGGCAUUGUAACUUCAAUGAGUCCAGAUUUUUUUUAAAGCAAACUUGUAAUCAAUAGUGACAAAAGAAAAACACAAACUGAAAGUGACAUGUUAAAUUGAUUCGGUCAGUACUUUUGUGCACAGAAACAAAUGUGUUGAAUAUUUGCUAUGAUUGAUUGAUUGAUUGAAUGAUGUUUUUAUUCACGUGUCAUGCCACUAAGUGACCCAUCCCACACGGAAUUACAUGACACCAAUACAACAGUAACCAAUUUGUUUUUACAUUUUUUUAUAUUAAUGCACCUUUUCACAAUCAGAUGUUUUCACUCAUGGCUGAUAAGACAUCCCCACCGACUCCCCUGUUACUGCGUUGCAUCUGUUACAUCUUCCACCUUUUUCUUACAAGUACAUGUAGAUUGAUAUCACAUAGCUCCCUAUAUGUUACAGGUCUAAUCAGCCGGAAUAAUUGAAAACACCUGUGUGGGUAUUUCUUUGUGUAACAAUGAAUUAUUUUGUACCAUGUAAACUUUAAGACAUCAGAUAUGGAAUUGCCUAUAACUAAUAUGAUAAAGGAACCAAUUUGAUGUUUGUUUGUAAGCUUUUGAUGCUCAUUUACCCAUGGUUAUUGACAGGCUAUUUGUCCAUAGCAGCAUCCAUGAUAUGUCACACAAGACUGAGCUUUAAUAAUUGAGCGUUUCAAUAAGGUGAAUAAAAAUAUAU